CCCCUGAAAACCAAAAUGAAAAAAAAUCUGGAAAUACAAUUUAAAAACUGCAGGGGGUAGCCGUACGAAGGAAAUUAGACACAUUUCCAGAAUUGCUGUGUCCUGUUCUAAAGGGCGAGCGGAGACACCUUCCCACGCUUGGAGGGCGCCCUUGUGGCUAUGUGGGUGACCAGUCCAUCUCAGACUCGGGGGCCUGGUCGUGCCACAGGCUCUGCCCUGUUCCCUUGCCUAUCGCAGAUGCUGCACGCAGCCCUUCCCAAGGAGUGCUGGCAGUGGCGGCCGGAGUGUGAGACACUUGACAUGUGACAGGCCACCAAGAGCCCCUGUGGGUACCCAGGAUGCACGACGACAGGACGCAGUCUGACCGCAGUCAGGGCCUUGUCGUUAGGACCAUGCGCCCCGGAUUGCUCCCUGUACUGCAGCCGGGGGAAGGCAGAGGCAGAUGUCACAGCCCCCGGGCCUCAGUGUGUUUUCCGGGAAAGCCCAGCAGCCCCUGAACCAGGACCACUGUUUUAAGACAGAAUGGUUCUAAGGUCAUUAACUGUUCAUUACGGACCUAUUCAGGUGGCAGGUAUAGGGACUCAUUUUUUAAUGAUCACUGUUUCCUUCAAAAUUUCCCACUGACUAAAGAUGCAGGUUAAUACUGUUACUCAGCUCACGCACUCUCAGGCGCAGCUGAUCCAAAACCCUACCCAGGCCUGAUGUGAUUUGAUUUCGUUGCUCUCAAAUAUGUGGCUGGCCCGGUCCGAGGCUCCUACUCCCCGGCGCCCCGCAUCUUGGGCACAUGUGCCCCGCUGGCCACAUCUCCCUUCCCAGCCCUGUCCUCCUCCUGGGUGUGUGUAUACCCCAGGCAUCUCUCACAUGGGCUUCCACAUGGCCCCUGCCAGCUUGCCGGAGCCCUGGGGAAGUGUUCCGCCCUGCUCUUUCAGCACAGGGCACCAGCUACAGGUCUCUGAGUCUCCUACACCUGCUGCUUCACCAGCUCCACGCCUGCAGUGGACACCCACAUGCGUACUCAUUCAGCCCUGCCCUCCCUUUGCUGUCUGGUGCCCUGACGACUGCUGUUGCCUCCUGGGUGGUGACUGUCCUGGCUCUGAGGGAAUCUCCCACACCUUGCAGCCAGAGAUCUCUUCUUGGAGCAAGCAUAAUGUCACUUGGCAAGUCCUAGUCCCUCCAGGUCAGUGCCCAAAGUCACAACCAGCCGAAUGCCAGCAGCUUCAUCACUGGCCCUUUCUGGCCUGCUGCUGGCUCUUCGGUGAUUUGAUGUCUAAGAAGACCAGUUUCCUUUUGCCCUCCGUGACUGUUAGCCCCACUCCACUGCCCACUCAAGCAGAGAGCAGGGUGCUGGUGCGUACUCACACACGCCAGCGCCCUCUCGUGAGGGCCCCUCACUUCCCUCUCCCUGCCGUGCCCUUCCUCGCAGAGAGCCUGUCUGAGGACUCAGCUCCAAGUGUUGGGUAAAGUCUUUCCUAACCAGGAUGGGAAGCACCUGGAGCGGCACACGUCUGUGGAAAGGCCUGACUUCUGUGUUAACAGCCUGGCACCAUUUUCUGUUCAGGACUCGGGUCCCUCAAAUGAGCCAUGUGGUGAGACAGACCGUUUCCUAACAAGGAGCCAGUCGAUUCCAGACCCAAACUCCACGACCACGUAACUCCCAGCUGGCUGCAAGACGGAAUUUCACACUCAGAGAACAAUGUUUUGUGGGGCGCAGAGCUGACUCUCCUAGGGAGCAAUUUCUCUAGGAAAAACUUGCUGCUUUCAAUACUUUCCCAGUUGCUAUGCCACUCUGGACAACUGUCCCCACUCCACAAAUGUCAUCCUUAAGAUUCACACACAAUAGCAAAAACUUGAGGGCUCAGCCUUUUUUAAUGAUGGUGUGUGUGUAUAAAUGUGUUAAGAGUCAUAAAAAAUUAUUCUGUAAUGGAAUGGUUUACAUCCAUUCUUGUUUAAUAUAUGGCCAAAAAUCAACUUAGUUUCAUUUGCAUUUUAAAAAGGUAAGUUAUUAUAUAUUAUUAAAAAGGUAAGUUAUUGUAUAUUAUAUAUUAUAUGACAUAUAAAAAAGCUCAAAGGUUUUUUUUUUCCUUUGAUUCAUCAAAAACACCAUCAGAGAGCUAUGGAAAGAAAAACAGAUUAAGAUGCCCUCCUACAUAAAAUCAGAGCACGAUUCUGAAGCAUUUAUUAAACUACACAUGCUUCAGCAAAACACUGGCUUUCCUGGAAGGCAGGCCGCGCAUUAUGUAAGCAUUGGUUGCAACCCUGGUUUGUAACCACAGUUACCACCAACUUUACAGAUUACUACUACAGAAAUGGUCGUGGUAACAUGGCAGUGCUGCUCAAGGUGACAUCCACCAGCCAAGUAGAGGACUUGAUGGGAAACAAAGUUGAUUUGUGUCAGGCAUUAAUGUUCUGCAGGAUUAGUGGUGAAGCACACGGUGACAGACGCCUCGAGCCUCACAAAGCAGUGAGAGCCCAGGUUUCGCCAGGGUCCCACUUUGGUUCCUCAGCACCCAAACCCUGUAAGCACCUGGUGUCUCGGUGACCCCGGUAAUAGACACCAAGCACCCCUCUCCACCACAGGGUGCCCGGGUUGUGCGCAAUCACCCAGCGUGGAGGGAAUGGCGCGUGGCCUGUGCUGCUGGGCAGUGAGGUCAGCAGAGGCCUAAGAUGGCAAACAGCACCCAGCAUUUUCUGAGAAGCAUUGGGCCUGCAGUCCGAGGGCAAGUGUCACCUCGUGCGCUGCUUCUCAGAGGCCCGGAAGAAGCGCCACUGAUCUGCCUUGACACCGAGUGCCACAGGAUGCAGGCGGAGCAGGUGCUGCCCCCACACCUGGACACAUGGCGGAGCCCCUGCGGGGGGGGGGGGACACACACAGGAGAUCCCCCCCAGGUUUACGGUGACUCUGACUUAAACUGAUCGUUACUCUCUCAAGCUCCAGAAAAGCAGCUGUAUCAAAGGAAACAGAGAAAGGCAGGAGUGUCCACUACAUGCCAUCUAUGCAGCAGUGGUCCCCGUUGUCCUACUUUAUGCCAGCCCAGGAGACGGAGCUGGAAGAACAGGAUGUGUAGAUGUGGGAUCUGCCCCAGAGGCCAAAAUAAACGGACAUUUAAAGAGCAACGCUUAUCCACAGGGGAAGGACACGCGUCCACGGUGCUUGGCGUGCAGGACACAAGCCGUGCCAUACCACUCUGGCUACACAUUCCUGACAGUGGCCUCUGACCCACUCAGGGCCAGGCUGCAGUGGGGUGCAUCUGGCAGCAUCCCAGCUGGCACCAAAGCCCUGGUAUCAGCUGUGUGGAGGGAUGGGUAGGCUUCCUUAAACAGCACGACAGGAUUUCUGAGCAUGAUUUCAUUGCUAAAUAUAGAACCAGCAACAGCGCCGCUGAUGAAAUCACUCGGGAGACAUUUUUAAAGAGAAGCAAAAGGAAACAGAUUUGUGAUGCACCAGGCAGGACACCCGUGUGGAUGAACGCAUCUCACCUUGUGAAGACCACGAGGCCCAGCCCUGCUCAGCUACUUGGGUCCUUGUCAGCUCCUGAGGGGAUCUCAGAGACUGCACAUCCCGGUGUGGCCCAGGUCCCCUACUGGGCACAGCAGUGGCUUGGCCGGUCACAGAGGAGUGCAGGGCCCUUCCCACCUCAGAUACUCAGGAAGCCGGGUCUCAGGAAACCCCAGCCACUCUGGACACCGGCCGAAGGGCUGGGCUAAUCUCACUGCUUCUUAACGAUUUUCUGGAGCCUCCUGGUGGGCGCUGCCAUCAUGUUCCACCCCCACCACAGCACUCUGCUGCUCUGCGGAACUGUCUGGGGCUCUGACCGCUCCCAACCCAGAACAUGAGGCAGGCGGGUGAGGUUGGGCCGAGCUCUGCCAGCCUGUGAUCCAGAAAGGCUGGCUGGGCCGGGGCUGCUGUGUGGGGCUUCCAGAGAAGCCUAGAGCUGCGGACCUUCUAGAGCUUUCCGUGAUGGCAGACAGCUGCUGUGGCGUGCCUGCACAGUGUGCCUGCACUGCACCAUGGGGGAGAGUGGUGGGAGUCCACCAGACCCGACAGGGUCCUCGUUUGGCUGCUUUGGGGAAAGUAGCCUCUCCAGAAGGCCCGUGUGGAGAGGUACAGACCCAGGACCAGGGAGUUCCGAGGCGGGUGUGAGCUCACGUGGGACCAGCGGCUGCAGGAUGCAGGAAGACGUGGCAAGCACACAAGGGAAAUGGAGGCGACCACUGAGCAAACGAGCAGGGAUGCCAGGGAAGAAGACAGGGCCGAGCCCACACGCGGACCCGCCCACAGCACCCCCAGCGCCGCUACCCUCCGUGGAGCCUACUACCGGACUCCACGCAGACGCCCACAGAAGCCUAGGAGCCUCAGGCCGGCAGGAGGGCAGCAGGGAGACCGUGGAGGACCCAGCAGGAGGGAGCGCAGUGCGCUGUGGUGUCCCGGGUGCGUGUGCCUGGGUGCAUGCACCUGUCCACACACCACUAGAGGACACUGCGACCACAAGGCUGCUCUACGGUCCUUGCCUCCCACUAAGGCCAUGUCCCUGCUGGCACUUUAGAGCUCGCCAUACCUUGGGGGGUAGGGAGACGUGGGACAGUCACCGGCCUCAGUUUGUGGCCUGGGUCUGAGCUCAGGACAGCCCCACCCCGCCCUGCUGCCCAGCCCCAGCGCCCGCCAGCUCUACCUGAUCAGCAGGAGCCGGUCCUUCUCACACGGGUGGUCAUCCAGCCAUUGGGAGAAGCGCGCGUGUGACCACUCUGCCCUCUGCAGGCGGGGCGAGGACAGGAGAACACGCAGGUCAGCACAGGGGCAGUGGGCAGCUCCCCCUCCUCCCCAAAGGGACCCCGGGCUCAGCAGGCGGCUAUGCCGUGCCCUUGUUGCCAGGAAGCCUCCAGGAUUGCUAAUGUACGGAGCUCGGCAAGAACAUGGGACCUCCCUUCGAAAGUUUUGAGGACGCUAGGGCCUAGCAAGACGAUUAAAGGGCUCCUCCGGGGCCUCCCGGGCAACUGCAGCCCAGCCGUGCUCACCCGGCUGGCUUGGCCCCACAGGGUUAGGGUCCAUACCUGAAAGGGGGACUUCAAGUCGGCGGGCGCCCUGCUGAAGAGAAACUGAAGGAUGACGCUGAAGGGGAUGAUCUCCCCCAGCGCCGGGCUGCUGGCCACGUGUUCACUGGUCUGGAAGAGCAGGGGUCUGCAAGAGGAGAGAGCAGAGGUCACUUGCUGCUGCUCUUCCUGGGCGGGAAACUGCAGGCACACACCACACAUGUGCGCGCGCGCGCGCACACACACACACACACACACACACACGCGCGCGUGCACAGGCUGAGGUAGCUCUCAGCCGCUUCCUGGACCAUCACUGGGCAAUGGGUCUGAUGCUACUUCCAGGUUACUUGGCAAAAUCUCCUCCUAGAGUUCAUCUGAUUGCCAGGCUGGAAUCAAAUAAAGCAUGAUGAAGGCUUCGGGUAUAACUAAUAGAGUCUUACUUCCAGCUUUGGUUUUACAUACCAUCCUUCUUUGGGUGGUUACUGAAUAUGGAUAAAAUAAAACAUUUUCUAAGCAA
Molecule: messenger RNA, 5545 nt
Organism: Cavia porcellus (domestic guinea pig)
Lineage: Eukaryota; Metazoa; Chordata; Mammalia; Rodentia; Caviidae
Exons: 2
Coding region: 4009-4614 (201 amino acids)
Source: RefSeq, a predicted model, not a curated record